Molecule: messenger RNA, 1893 nt
Organism: Linepithema humile (Argentine ant)
Lineage: Eukaryota; Metazoa; Arthropoda; Insecta; Hymenoptera; Formicidae
Source: RefSeq, a predicted model, not a curated record
CACGCGUAUCAUUCGGGCUAUUCCACCGAGACUGCUCUACAUCAGACGGUAGCAUUUAUUGAGGAGCAGCUGGAAAGGAAGGGCUACGCAGUGGGUGCUUUCUUGGACAUAGAGAGCGCCUUUAACAACACACCGCACGGGGUAGUGUGUGAGGAAGCCGCCAAAAGAGGUGUCCCGAUGAAGCUCGUCGAGUGGAUCCGGGGCAUGCUAGGAAGGCGUGUGAUGACUUCGCUGGAAACUGCAAAAGUCUGUGGGUGGGUGGGAAGAGACUGCCCGCAGGGCGGAAUACUUUUCCCACUUUUAUGGUGCCUGGUAGUAGACGGAUUAUUAAAGGCACUGGACGAUAGAGGCUUCACUGCACAAGGCUACGCGGACGACGUGGCAAUACUUGUGCGAGGUCUUUUUCUAGAAACGCUUCUAGAGCUCAUGCAGAGGGCACUGAAAGUUGUAGAAGAGUGGUGUCAGAGGACGGGUCUUGCGGUGAAUCCACUGAAAACCGGUCUUACUGUCUUCACCCGCAAAUACAAGGUGGGCAUCAUUGUGGGACCCACUCUUGGAGGAGUAAGGUUAGUUCCGACCGAAUUAGUGAAAUAUUUGGAAGUUAUCCUGGAUAGGAAACUGCUUUGGGAGAAGCACCUUCGUAACCGGUGCAAAAGCUUGUGCCAGUAUUUUUGGAUGUGCAGAAGGACCUUUGGUCAGACUUGGGGUUUGAAACCGAGUAUGAUACACUGGAUCUACACAGCCAUACUUCGCCCCAGACUCACAUACGCAGCCGUAGUAUGGUGGACUAGGGUGCGAAAGAAAACAGCCAAAGUUGCGCUGGAGCAUGUCAGGGCUCUGAUUUUGAUAGGUGCCUUAGGUGCUAUGGUUACACCAGUGGCGGCGAUGGGCGUAAUGUUCGGCAUCGAACCGUUUCACCAGGUGGUGGUGGCGGCGGCAGCAAUGGCGACAUACCGUCUAAGAUGCGAACUAAAAUGGAAGAAGGGAGCCCGGCAUACGAGGCUGCCGGAAGACGUUUUGUUGGAUCCGAUAUUCGAGAUGCGACAGGACAGAAUACCUAUUAUUCGGGCUUCUGAUAGGCACUUCAAAGUGCAUAUACCGAGGCCGGAGGAGUGGGAAAAGGAAGGUGGAAACUUAGGGGCUCGAGUGCGUGGAGGGGAUGUCUGGUAUAUGGACGGCUCCAAGACGGACACGGGCUCCGGGGCCGGCUUUUUUGGCAGUCGAGAGGGAUGGAAGGAGAGCAUUUCUCUCGACAGUUAUGCCACGGUAUUCCAAGUGGAGAUUGUGGCUAUCCUAAGCUGUGCUCAGACCGUGCGGAGUAGGGUAGAAGCGGGAGAGCACAUCAGAAUUUGUACGGACAGCCAGGCAGCCAUCAAGGCGCUGGGGGCUCCGACAAUAACGUCGCGGUUGGUUCAGAAGUGCAGAGGCGUUCUGAACGAAUUGGCGAGAGAGAGAGAAGUCACCGUUACCUGGGUGCCGGGUCACUUAGGCAUCCAGAUUAAUGAAUGUGCGGACCAGCUGGCAAAAGCGGGUUCAGAAAUAACGAUGGUAGGACCGGGACAAGCUAGAGCUCUGAUGGGAGAUACUCCUAAUAGGGAACUGGCUUGGAGCAUAAGGGCUCUGAGUAGGAGAGAUGCCAGGACAGCGGUACACAUACUGACGGGUCAUGGCACCUUAAACUACCACAUGUACAAGCUUGGGCGUAGCGAUACAUCCAGGUGCAGGGCAUGUGGAGAAGACGAGGAAACAAGCCUUUAUGUACUCAGCGACUGUCCUGCACAUGCAGGGUUGAGACACAAGAUGCUAGGCUCAGCACUACUUGGGCCCGAGCAGAUCAGGGAGCUGCCGGUGAAGGAUCUGAUUCUCUUUUGGAGAAAAACAGGUCUCUCAUGA